AUGCCAAGCCACAUAAGAGCAAGUUGGCGGAACAGUGGAAAAAAAAAUGAUGUGGCUAUCUUAUUAUGGCCUGCAAAAAGUCCAGAUCUCAAUCCAAUUGAGAAUAUGUGGAGCUACCUUGAUAACAAGGUUAGAGAUAGAAGACCCCAGCCUACCACGCUAAAAGAACUGGACGUUGCUUUGUUGGAGGAGUGGGCAGAAAUCACAGCAAGUACUUGUGUGAAGUUUUGCCUGAGCAUUAAAGAUCGUAUGAUAUUAGUUAGGAAGAAGCAUGGAGGAGCUAUUAACUAUUAA
Phycomyces blakesleeanus NRRL 1555(-) is the source of this 294-nucleotide messenger RNA. RefSeq lists its product as hypothetical. Bases 1 to 294 code for a protein of 97 amino acids. Gene Ontology annotation, molecular function: nucleic acid binding. The record is from RefSeq and is a predicted model, not a curated record. Lineage: Eukaryota; Fungi; Mucoromycota; Mucoromycetes; Mucorales; Phycomycetaceae. The transcript has a single exon.